Orcinus orca (killer whale) is the source of this 9288-nucleotide messenger RNA. It is a transcript of the gene JCAD, whose product is annotated as junctional cadherin 5 associated. Gene Ontology annotation, cellular component: adherens junction; ruffle membrane. The transcript is spliced from 4 exons. NCBI's taxonomy places the organism in Eukaryota, Metazoa, Chordata, Mammalia, Artiodactyla, Delphinidae. Gene Ontology annotation, biological process: positive regulation of blood vessel endothelial cell proliferation involved in sprouting angiogenesis. The coding region runs from base 771 to 4604 and encodes 1277 amino acids. The record is from RefSeq and is a predicted model, not a curated record.
CUGAGGUCCCGGUUCCCACGGCCCCCCCGCGCCGCGCCAUCUCCGCCCGGCCGCGCGCGCCCGCCGCCGGGGGGUCAGGGCCGCCGGUGUUAGGGCGCAGAUCGCCGCCAGUGCCCGCGGCGGCUCGGCCCCCGGCUGCGGGCGGUGAAGCGGAGGAGGGAAAGGGAAACCGGGGGGGAGAAGGGCAGGGCCCCGCCCGAGAGCGCCGUGCGCCUGGCUGACCAGCUCCCUGUGCGGUCUGCAGCGCGCCCGCCCGCCGGGCCCGGGUCUCCGCGCGCACCCUCCGCGCCCCGCACCCGCGGUCGCCAGCGGCUCGCCCCCGAGGGCCAGGGGUUUCCUGCACGCCCGAUCUACGGCUCAGGGCGCCGCUCUCGCCCCCGAAACGGGCCAGAGCAGCCGAGCGCCUGGGAUUCUCCUAGGGGUUUGGAAAAGCAGCUGUGAUUUCACUACCGAAGGAAAAAAUGGAAACGGGAACUUGACGCCCGCGCAACCUGGCCGCGCCCCAGCCCUCGCUCGUACGCGCUCUCCGGGGGCCGAAGGCUUCGGGGAGCUAGCUUAGGCGGGUUCCUACCCCCGCCCGUCCCCUGCCGCCCUGGCCACCCCGUGCUGCGUCUCCCGCCCCGGCUCUAGACGCCUGGCCUGCUGGGGAGAGAGCGGAGCCGUGCGGACCACACAACUCGGAGGUCUUCCUUUCGUCUUUUCAGUUUCGCAAUGUGGGUCCUGCCACCACGACGGCCCCGGCGGCGGGGCUUGGACGCGGCCCGAGCGCUAUGUACAGCGUAGAAGACCUCCUGAUCUCCCACGGCUACAAGCUGUCCAGAGAGCUGCCGGCGCCGCGCAAGGAUGAUGGCGAGGGGCGCCAGGCCGUGAAGACCCGGGCGCCGGCGGGCCCCGGCCUGCUGAACGGGUGUGACGAUGGCCCUGCCGCCUCCCCACGCGGCCAGGCCUCGCUGGGGACCGGCCGCCUAAGCGAGCCCGACAGCCGCGGCCGCGGGCCUCGGGGCCUCGGGGAGCCCCCGAGCGCUGCUGCCGCUGUGCGGAUUUCCGAGGCUGGGCUCCGCCAGCAGCCCCCGGCCAGCCGCAGCCAUACCUACCGGAGGAGGGAGCAAGAAGCCCGCGAGGAGCCGGCCCGGGCCCCCAGCCCGCCCGCGCAAGCCACCCAGGGGCCCCGGGAGGCUGGCGGAAGGAGCGAGGACGUGAUGAGGAAGGCACUUUGCGAGGAAGGGCUGGGACUGGCGGGUCCCGCCAGAUGGCAGAGCGUCCGCGUCGGAGGCCAGGCCCAGCCACGGAACCCAGGGGGGCAGAUGCCGGCUGGCGUCGGGGAGAAGCUGUUCCAAGACCUGUACCCGUGUGUGCUCGGAGGCCACGGCUUGACCUCCGAGAAAUCCCAUUCGCUGCCGAGGGUUCUUUCCCCCGAGAGCCUGAGCUGCGUGGAGAUUCCCAUCCCUUUGAGCGACGGGCACUUUCCAGGUGUCCCUCAAGUGGCAUUCCAGCCUUCAUUCGGUACUCGCGAUUCGGAAGCCACCAGGAACCCCGAGAAGGGCGGCUCCUCGGCCCCCUUACCCCGGCCUCGGUUUGGGAGACCCCUCAAGCCUCCAUCUUACGGCUCCCACCAACACUGCAGGGCCGGCGCGGAAAACGGCAGCUACGCGGACAGCCGGCAGCCGGACUCGGCUGCCGCCCCCUCGGCCAAGGCGAACGACGCCGCCAGGCAGGAGCCGUGCGCGCCUGACCCCGGCCUGGAGCCCCCGGUGUACGUGCCUCCGCCCUCCUACCGGUCGCCGCUGCAGGCCGCCGCACCCGCCUGCCCGGGGGAGGCCCGAGGGCGGAGGCCCGAGGGCGGAGGCCGCCACGCGCAGCAGCACCCGGUGGAGAAGGCUGCAGCCGGCGGCCAGCCCCCUUCGAGCCCCCGGGGAGCCGGGGAGGAGCUGGGGCCCAGCCCGUGCUCUCCUGUCGGGGUCCUCCCGCAGCCCCGCCCCGCCACGGCUUGUGACGGCUCUGUCCUGUACAUCCCCUUCGACGACCCACGGAUACGACACAUUAGACUCGCCCGACCCCACGGGUUCUGGGAAGACGUGAAGCUGGACGGCCCUGUCCCUGCCACGGAGCCGGCGCCUGGAAGCCUGCAUCGGGAGGCUGUCGUUCGGGGCCCCUCGGGGAACGAGAGCUGGCUGUGGGACCGGCUCCCCGGGGGUGGAGAAGAUGGUGGCUUUGCUGAGCACAGAGACGCUUGCGUCGUCACUCGGAGUCAGCGGCUGGACGUGCACGCAGAAAGCCUCGUCUCCUCCCCGAGCCCCCAGGGCGAGAGUACCUGUGAGAUACAAACCCAGCUCAGAAAGUUCGAAGCUGGGCUGCAGACCAAGAAAAGUUCAAAGAAAAAAAUGAGCGAGACGAUAUUUUGUUUGGUUUCCAUCCCAGUUAAGUCAGAAUCACAUCUGCCAGCUACAGAUACGAACAACAAUGACUUAAAACAGAAAGUGGAUGAAAGGCCUGGGCCCGAGAAGAGCGCGGCUCUGCAGGAGCAGAGUCUGCUGAGUUUGUCCUCCACCGACCUGGAGCUGCAGGCGCUCAUGGGCGGCAUGACCGGGAGGACGGAGCUCCAGAAAUCAGACCCGGGGAGCCCCGGAGGAGACCAGCCAACAGACGACCCCAGGUUCCCACACCCUGUGAAACACCGAGCGCUCGCGUGUCCUGGCUUGUGGCCCGGGCAGCAGUACAGAGACCAGCAAACGCAGACCAGCUUCACCCAGGAAUCCCAAAGCCCGCGGCCCCUCCCUGGGGAGAUGUGGGGAGGGUCCCCCGACACCGCGCUGCCUCCAAGAUGUUUGGACGCCUUCGAGGUUCAGAUGCACGUGGCGUUGGCGUCCAGUGACCAGAACCAGAGGCCCGGGGCUCCUUCCCCGAAAGGCCAAGGGGGGCCCCUGAGCCCGUGCGGCGGCGGCACCAUCUCAGGGUCUUCCUCGCCCAGGAGCCAGGCCCCCACACCAAGGGCUGGCCCGGGUGAGCCACGCGUGGACGGCCGUGUCCACGGAGGCAGCCCGGUGCCCAGGGCCGAAGUCGUCAAGGGGGCGACCACAGGCCCCUGCAACAGCAGACAGCCGUUUGGGCAGUUCCUCCUGAAGCCCGUCAGCCGCCGCCCCUGGGACCUGAUCAGCCAGUUGGAAAGUUUCAACAAGGAGCUUCAGGAGGAGGAAGGGGGCCGGGACGGCGGCAGCGGCCGCGAGGACAGUGAGACAGAGCCGCCCUGGGGAGGCCGCAGCCAGCCCGUGUCCACACGCGCAGGCCUCCCGGAGGGCCGGGCACCCGAGGACCCGGGGCCCAGGCCGGGGAGCGUCAAGAGCAAGCCCGAGAGCUGGGCCGAGGAGGCGAGGCCUUGGGCCCCCGGGCCCCGGCAGGCAGACGGCAGCGGGCGCGCCGCAGGGCCGUCGCCCCCCGGGAGCCGGAUGGCGGAGGGGCGGGACCGGGAGGUCGAGGCCGGGGCGCCCGAGCCGGCCGUCAGCCCGAGGCCUGUGAGACGAGCCGCGUCUUCCGGGCCGAGCGAUGCCGCAGCAGGGCCGCCCGAUGCAGCGGAACCGAGGGCGCCCCCGCCGAGUCGGGAGCCCAGUGCUGCGGAGCUGAGCGCAGCCAGCGCGCCCAAGGCGGGCGGUGGGGGGCGGGGGCCCACGGGGGCCCCCCUGUCCGUGGCUGGCAAAGCCCGAGGCCUGUCGGCGCCAGACUUGAGGUCUGUGGGGCUAACGCCGGGGCAGGAGCAGAGCGCCGGCCAGUUAGCGGGGUCUCCGGGGGAAGUCAGUGCACUAGAAAUCCCCCCAAACGAGUCCCUGCAAGCCAGGGCCGCCAGGAUCCUGGGCAUUGAGGUGGCCGUGGAGUCCCUGCUGCCAGGCGCCCGGAGGACGGGGCGGAGUCAAGACCCCGAGCCUGAGGGAGGCGCCCGCGGGCUUGAGGCCCGCAGGCGGGACGCAGCGGCCGGCCCAGCCCGGCGGUGUGACCCCGCCGCGUCCGCCGACGCCUUCUACAGCAGGAGGAGGUGUGGCUGGACCCAAAGCCCUCUGUUUGUGGGAGAAGUGGGCAGCGCCCGGCAGGCUCCCCAGCCCUCCGAGCCCGCCGGCGUGGACGGGGCCGUCCCCAGCAAGGCCCCCGAGCCUCAGCCCAGCCCCCAGGAGUGCCGGCCCUUCCAUCCCAAGGACGUGGGGACAAAGCCACCCUUCAGGUCCACCUUGUUCCAUUUUAUAGAAAGGACCCCAAAUUUGACAGCCUCCGAAAAGAGGCUCCGAAGCACGUCCAAAGUGAUUGAAAGUUUACAGGAGAAACUGGCGUCCCCCCCGCGGAGGGCAGACCCCGACCGCCUGAUGAGGAUGAAGGAGGUGAGCUCUGUGUCUCGGUUGAGGCUCCUGACCUCGCGGGGCGCGGACUCUGCGGAGGAGGCCGAGGACCUGAAGGCCGAGAGGGGUCCCGGGGCUCUGAGCGCCAGGCACAAGCUCUCUGACCCCAAGGGUGCCCCCCCGCUGGAAGAAGACGGGCAUCCGACAGCACAAAGGGAGGAGAACGGCGCUCAGGACUUCUGGUGCCCAGAUUCGUACGACCCUAGCAGAGUGGAGAGGGUGUGAUGACGCGCCAGUGGAGUGCGGGGCUGUCAUCUGCUAACAGAGUGAUCUCCGAGGUGGCCUCAGCCCCGCCGCCUGGGAGGAAGCUGGGACCCUCGCUGUGACAUCCUGUCCCCACGGCCGCCAGGAAACUCAUCAGCCGUAGAGAGUCACUCUGUGGAAGUAAAGCAGUAGUCGGUUGAAACCAUCUGUUUUUAUGGCACGAAGAGUUAAUACCUGUAUUUAGAAAAGAGUCACAAAGACCCUCCUUAAUGAUGGAUUUAGCCAAGCUGGUAAAGAAUUUGGUGUUUAUCUGGCUGUAUGUGAAAACUCAAAUGUGGAUGAUAUAAUGAAUGAUUUUUUAAAAGGACCGUGAAUGUCGUAAGUCCCCCUUCGCUUCCCCGUGGCCUGCGGUCCACGCUCGUGUCACAGAGUCUGGGAUGCAGGCCACUGCUAGUGUGUCAGCACUUUCAGUUCUGGGGAAAUGUGAACGCAUAUGUAUGAUCCAUUUCUCAUCAGUCUGGCCUUCUGCUGAAGUCACUUUACGUAUAAGUAACUUGCCAUCAGAGAAUAAAGCUGUAGCUUUUAAGUUCCCGAAAGAUUCAAACUUGUACCAUAAUGAACUAAGAGUGUUAUUUAUCUGGCAAUGAGAUGCUUUGAUCGUUUGCAAACAUGAUGUUGUCUGCUUUGCACUCAGUAUUAUCUAUUUUUAUUUCCUGUAUGGAUGUUUAGAAAUUCUUUAUAUGAAAAAUAAUUGCUGGUUUAAAAUAGACCAUUUUAACAAAGUAACUAUAUUUCUUUUUACAAAAACGCUAUUUUUCUAUGAUGUAAACAAUUGUUAGGUGGCAGAUUUUUAAGGAAAUUUAUUGUAUUUAAGACUCUGUAUCCCUUUGUGUGAGAGGAACCCAAAGAGGGUUCACAUUUGCUUUAAAGCAUAUAGCCCUUACCCAUUCACAACUCUGCUACUUUUAGUUUAUCUUAGAAAGAGAUGUCAAUAUAGGCAUUUUUCAGGGUUAAUAAAAUUAACUUUUCACAAAGAUUUUUUUACAAAGAGAGCUGUACGGUUAUAUUUGAAAAUAACCCUCUUAAAACCAGCCGACAUCCUUACGACAAAUUUUUGCUGCCACAGCCACUAGAAUUACCAAAAAACUUAGUUUCAGCUUUGUACGUCCGUGGGGAUCUGCCCUGAGACCACCCCUCCCCUCCUCCCACCCCGCCCCUUUAAAGAAAUAUGUAUUUUUACUGAGAAUCAUCCUUAAUCAGUGUCUGCAUAGUUUUCAAAAGUGCUAGAGACGUUGUAUGUAUGCCAUUACAAAAGUAUUACGAGGCCUAUGUAUUCUACUGUUUACUAUUGCAUUAACCUGCGCAAAGUUUAUGCAUUUUUUAUGCGUUUGUCCCUUCUUUCUAAGUCGGGCGUUCUUGGGAGCUAACAUUUCCUGAAUGGUUUCUUGCCUCCUCCCUCCCUCCUUUUCCUCUCCUUUUUUUUUUUUUCUUUUUCUUUCUUCUUUCCUUCUCUCUCUCUCUCUUUUUAAACCACCUUAUCUAUUUUUAGGCAUUUCAAAUUCCUAAAAUGUGAACUAUUGGGUGGUCUGCAGUUUGGCCCUAAAACAACUCUGGGCUUUCAUGGCCUGUUUUUAUCUGUACCUUAUGAUUUUAUUUCAUCAGAACUUCAUGUAUUUGGAUGGUAAUAAACAACACAGAAUCCAAGCAGUUCUGAAAAGUCUUUUCAAACACAUUUCCCCGCAGCCUUGGUUCUUACCUGUUACUCCUAGUUACUCCUUUCCAGAUUUUGGUUCCUGUGAAAUUAGAGGAUUCUCUGCUUCUCACAACACACGGGGACGAUGGGCCAGGCCUCUGCCAGGAAUGGCUGGAACUGUUUUUCCCAGGAAAGAUGUCGUGGGGAAGAGGCCGCUUUACUGUGCUGUAGUUGGUGAACCACGGGGGUCAUCUGGUAGCACUCAGUGAGGGCGGCUCCUGGGGGCCCUCGUGGGUGUGCAUUCCUGUUAAGUGCAGAUGAAGGAGGGCAUGUGUGUAUAUACGUAUGCAUAUAGACACAUACGUGUAUCAUCCACGUACAUACAUCUUAACGGUUCCGACUUCCCCUUACAUUUUGUUGGUCCCAUCUAACACUUCUUUUAACCCAGAGACUCCAAUUACAGCUUAUUCCUCGAGAGAAAGAGAAGGACCAUAAAGGGAAGAAAUUACCGAACCUUAUGUAUAUCGCAAACCAACCAAACUGCGACCCUCUUCCUUUCUUCUAAAUUGUUGUAUCACAGCACUCUAAAAGCGUUCUGAAAAUGUGGCGGAAAUUAUCAAUAUUUAUACUUCUCACCUUAAUUCCUGGAUUCCAGCCUGUACAUAAGUCUUGCAGGGGUGGGGAGGUGUGGGGAUGGUAACUUUGAAAAUGUGGCUUUUAAACUUGCGUAUUCUGAGGUAAAUAAUACAGUCUCUAAUCAAAAAGAGCUUUUCCAGGGCUUUUGGAGUUCAGCUGAUUAUGCUUUUAUUAUUUCUGUUUCUUAUACACACACAACCCUCCGUUAUCAUUUGUGGCUGGAAAAGAAGUUUUCAUAUUUUGUGUUUGUCUUUCUUUUUCUCAUUCGGAUGACUUACUAUUAGUGUUUAAUAAUUGGUGGCUUAUAAAAUUAAAAGUUCUCAUUUUGGCUAUUUGGACUAAAAGAAUUAUAUGAGGAAUCACAUUUGAAAUGUAUUUGUAUUUCUCGAUUUGCAAAAGAAGGGGACUAUGUUAAUAUAGCUGUAAUUACCUUUCUUUGAAGAAAAUUUCUGAAUGAUUGAAAACCAAAUAUCUUUAGUAUUGUUUUGAACCUUCCGUUUCUGCAGACCACAGGAAACACCUAAGGAUGCACAGCCCCUGAUGGCAUCUUCAGAAUCCUUUUCCACGUUGUACGUGAACUCUUUGGGUUCCUUUUUUAAAACUCCCUUAAAAAUGUAUGUGCUCUCUGAGAUCCUGGCUUCCUUCUGAGAGUUGUAGGUUGAGGUUUGAUUCAUGUGGAAAUUCUCAGUAGAUCUUUCUUUUUCCACGUGACUGUUGGUGAAGGGCUGUCUGUCGUUAAUGGAAGUCCGAGUGUUUGAACUCAAAUGACUCUGAAACUAGACACCGACCGCUUUUUCCAGCAGUGAAAUGACCUGCUCUGAUAGCACCUUGGUUUAGGCCUUCUGGGGAAAAGUGAUGAACCUGAUCCUCUGUUGACACGACUCCUUCCCAGCUCUGAGCAGAAAGGGCUGAUGGAAGAUAAGAUCAACCCACCAUCUCAUCCGUGACCCUCCAAGAUCUUGUUUGUGUGGUUUGGCUAUUCUUUUGUUUAAAAUGACUAAAUUAUACACAAUUCAAUGUCAGGUGAACAUCUCCUAGUAACUGACCAGCACAGCAGAAUCCCUCUCUGAAGAUCUGGGCUUAGAGACUUGUACGCAGUUACUUUACUGCUGGGACUGUCGUUGUUCGCCCAGGUCCGUGUGCGCGCAGGAGACGGUGCCCCAGGGAUGGAGUGAAGGGUGGGAGUGUGUUUCUUAAGCUGAAGCUAUUGCAGGCCUGGGGGGUUUUUGCAUUUUCUUCUUAUUUUGUUUUGAACUGCAGAUUCUGUACAUCUGUGUGUGGGAGGAGACUUGCUUCUCAGGACAGGAUUUAAGAGACAGAUUCCAAGUGACCUUUAAGAGUCUGCCUGGUGGGAGGUCCUUUGCCAGGAACGUGGGUUGGUCCACUUGGGGACCCGCCGAGCCAAGACGGGGGAGAUGAUAAAACAACACGAAAGAUAGAAUGGUCCCCCAGCCUGCAUGUUUUAUUUUAAAAAGAAAAAAGGGGUGUGGGGAGUGGUGAAGACUCUAAUUCAGCCUCUGGAAAAGGUGGACGGGGCCCAGCUCACAGCUCCCCGGGAGAGCCUCGGGUCCGCGGGCGGCGAGGGAAGGGGCCGAGCGCCUGCAGAGCCCCGCCCGUGGCUGCUGAGGGCCCCAUCACGGUGGUGUUCACUGCACAGGGCAGGGAGGUCCUUGUUCUGUGGUCUCUAAUCAGCGACUGGACUUGAACCUCCGGCAAGUCCAGGUCGUCGAGCGAUUCGUCCCAGGGCCUUGACUGGGGGGUGAAGGGAGCCCUCCGCUCGAGAUGAGCCCGCUCCAGGGGGCAGCCAGGCCGCUGGGCGGCCCACACCCCGUCUCCGGCCCCUCACCCCACGCACAGCAGGGCCAGUGUCGGGGGGACCGAGGGAGACAGAAGGCCAGUCCAAGUCCAGGUGCGUUCGGCAGGGAAGCCAGAGCAGCCGGGGGAGAUGCGUCGCCUGCGCGCGAUGCAAGUCAGCCCGGCGCCCGGCCUGCGCGAAGCUACGCCGAAGCUCUCAAGUCACAAAGCGGGACAGACAAACGCAGGGGAUUUGGUGAAGGCGGCGCCCCGUAAUCCCAUCAUUUCUUUGGGCACCGGUAUAACGUAUUAACACAGUAAGGCGGGGAGAGAGGGCCCCAGGAAAAGACGCAGCAGGUCACGGCCGAUUCCCAGCCGCGGUCGUGGCCCCCAUCAGGCUGCCCCCGAGACCCUGACUGGGGAGCGGUGAAGCGGGGGAGACGAGUGGCCCCAGCAGAGCUCAGCUGACUGCCUUCAAGGGGCUCUUCUUGUGUUUCUCCGCACGAUGUAAAUACUGGCUAUUUCGGGAUGGUUGACCCGCUAGGUGACACGUAUUCCAAAUAAAGACUUCGCUUGAAAAUA